Messenger RNA from Camellia sinensis, 1401 nucleotides. NCBI's taxonomy places the organism in Eukaryota, Viridiplantae, Streptophyta, Magnoliopsida, Ericales, Theaceae. The record is from RefSeq and is a predicted model, not a curated record.
AUGGUCACUCACAGAGGAAUUGAAGCGAAUCCGAAUCAGAUUAGAGCGAUACGAGAUCUUAAAGUACCAACAAAGGCUAAAGAGCUGCAGAAGUUGGCCGGAAUGGCGGCCGCACUGAAUCGCCAAGCCAAUUUCUCAGGCCGAACAGCAAAAUGGGCGGUAGAACUUGGUGAGUUUGACAUUCGGUAUCAACCCAGGACAGUGAUCAAGGCCCAGGUCUUAGCGGAUUUUGUAGCAGAAUUUGCUCCCACCCAAAGUACCGAACUGGGGGAUCCGAGUUCGGCACAGCUCUAUGUUGAUGGAUCGUCCAAUAACCGAGGCUCGGGGGCAGGAGUAGUACUUAUUUCACCAGAAGGGUUCAUCUGGAAACAGGCUCUCAAGCUCGGUUGGAAUGCUUCAAACAACGAGGCCGAGUAUGAAGCGUUAUUGGCUGGAUUGCGUAGCGCCGAACACUUCAGUGCAGAACAGCUUCUUGUUUUCAGCGAUUCACAACUAGUGGUAAACCAGCUUUCUGGGGUCUAUGAAACACGAGAUGAAAAAAUGGCUAUUCGGGACAAAAACAAUCACGCUGAUGCUCUGGCAUGCCUUGGCUCAUCUGUGGAUACGAAGGAUGCCAGAAAAGUUUGGGUUGAGUUUAUACCAGAACCAAAUAUUGCAUCUCCAGUCCUCUACAACAACUUAGAGCCAAGUUGGAUGGAUCUAAUAUUUGCUUUUCUGAAAUCUGGUACACUCCUCGAAGACAAAAGAAAAGCCAACAAGGUCAGACACAAGUCAUCUCGGUUUUGGAUCUCACCAUCUAGGAAGCUUUACAGACGCUCCUAUCUUGGCCCCUACCUCCUAUGUAUACAUCCAAAUCUCGUUGAGAAUGUUCUCUACGAAAUUCACAAUGGGAUUUGUGGAUGCCACAUUGGCGGAAAGUCACUGGCACACCGAGCCCUCACUCACGGGUACUGGUGGCCACAGAUGCAACAAGAUGUGCAGCGCCAAUGGCCUUUUGCACAAUGGGGACUAGAUAUUGUCGGACUAUUAGCACGAGGCACUAGGAAUAGGCGAUUCUUCAUUGCUGCAACCAACUAUUUCACUAAGUGGGUUGAAGUUGAGGCGCUGGCAAGUAUUAAAGAGGCAGACACGAAGCGGUUUGUUUUGAAGAAUGUGGUGGUGCGUUUCGUCAUUCCGCUGGUACUGAUUGCGGACAAUGGAACACAGUUCGAUGGUAAGGUCUUCAGAAAGUUUUGUGCCGACCUCAGAAUCGAGUAUAGGAAUUCUUCUCCAGGGUACCCGCAGAGUAAUGGACAGGCAGAAGCAUCAAACAAAGCCAUCAUCAACGGAGUAAAGAAGCGACUUGAACAUGCAAAAGGCAAAUGGGUUGAAGAGUUACCUCACGUAUUAUGGGCCUACUGA